Molecule: messenger RNA, 2425 nt
Organism: Exophiala xenobiotica
Lineage: Eukaryota; Fungi; Ascomycota; Eurotiomycetes; Chaetothyriales; Herpotrichiellaceae
Exons: 3
Coding region: 125-2194 (689 amino acids)
Biological process (GO): cytoskeleton-dependent cytokinesis
Cellular component (GO): microtubule cytoskeleton; septin complex; septin ring
Molecular function (GO): GTP binding; molecular adaptor activity; GTPase activity
Source: RefSeq, a predicted model, not a curated record
AAUCAUCACCUCGUAUCUAUCCAGUCCAGGGUUGCUGUCAGCCUUCCUCCUUCAAGUUAUUUGCCUAGAAACAUAUCCUCCUCUUUCUCCUAACCUUUGAACAACUCGUUUUCAUGCCUCAACGAUGAGACCCGCACUCGGCUUGGAGAAUCCGGAACCACGUCCUCGCAAAUCGUCCGUCGCCGAACCCUCCCCCCUAGCUGGUGAGCGCUGCACCGGGCCUCCGACUACUUUCUUUCUCGCGCGUGAUCCUGACGCUCCCAUAUCACGGUCGGAGACGACUCCCGCUACAGCGUCAGCGGCUCUGCCUGUAAGUAGCCUCCAGGAUGCCAUGCAAGAGGCGGAGAGAUCUGGCAAGUACAGCGCAGCGCGGCCACCCGAGACGAGGAGCGGUAGUCGGAGGAGAUCAACUAUAAGACCUGCCCAUGGUGAACGCUUGCGGAGAGGCUCCUCGAUCGCCCAUGCAGAACCGAGUCACGCACGCCAUGUCCGUGGUGUCACUCCCUCACCUCUGCCUUCCUGUGAUAUCUCCCUGCCUAGCAGUCCAAAGUCCGGCUCAUCCAGAUCUCUUCCUCGAUCCGAGGACGAACUCACCAGCGAGGAGGCUGGAAGUCAGGCGAUAGGAUCUAGCGAAGAGGACGAGGAGGAGACGCCGGCAAUCGUCCAAGACAGUCAGCCGGAACUCAUCAUGCCGAGUAUUAAGAUGCCUAGUCGAAGACCGUUUACCCAGCGAGGGAAGCGUCUUGGGAGAUUCAAGAUAAUGGUGGCGGGGAGAAAAGGUGCUGGCAAAACAUCUCUUAUCAAAUCGAUUGUGCAGCUUUGCGAAGAUAUAGUCCACGUCGACCCUGUGCCGUUGGCACCGAACCGUGCAUCUUCCCGAAGCUCAUCUGGAUCCCUGGAAGUGGUGAACGAGGUCUACGCAAGCACCAAACCAUAUCCUGCUUGGUGGUCGAACGUCGAAGAAAGCCGGAUUUUGAGGAGAAGGAAAAGCAUGGGUGAUUCCGUGCUUGAGCGGAACAUUUGCUUCGUCGACACAAAUGACUCAGCGAAACUGGAGAAUAUCAUUCACUAUGCUGAACAGCAGCUUAUCAACGUAAUGACCUCCGUCAACCAGCUCGCAAACGAGUUAUCGGCGCUACUCAGUGGGCGCGGCUCGUCACAGGUCGACGUGAUUCUCUACCUCAUCUCCAAAGACCAUAUACAGGAUGACUGUGACCGCAUCCGGCAGCUAUCGGAGCUUUGCAAUGUCAUUCCGCUUGUGGCAAAGUCAGAUCUGCUCACCAUGGAUGAGCAGGAACAAAUCAAACAAUCCACGGAUCUUAGCCUCGUCUCACUCCCUCGCCUACCGACAAGUUUAGUGUCCGACCCCGAACCCAAGGCGACUGCAACGGCUCCCUAUACCGUAACAUCAAUCAAUGGUCCUGAUCUCGACACGAUGGACGCAUCUUUGCUGAUGUCACCUGAAUAUAUUCAACCUUUGCUGCCAUCAGAGCUCAGUCUCCUCGUGGAACAAAUAUUUGAGCCGGAGACAGUGGCAUAUCUACGGCACACGUCCGCGCGCAAAUUGGUGGCCUGGCACGCUGAUCAUCCUAAGUUGACGUCUAUGCCAUCACCAUCAUUGCCAUCCGUGCACAACUCGACGCUCGCAUCUCCCUUGGCCACAUCACUCAGCAACUCUGGAGUUCUCAUACCGCUUGGGUCUGAAGUGUCUCUCAACAUUUCGAACAGCUGGGCCCUGGCCAAGGUUGCAGACCACACGCAGCGCGAGGAGCGCCUGGCUCAAGUCCGACUUUCCAAAUGGGCGAGCGAACUGCAACUCAGCCUUCAGCGUGAACGAGAGCGGUAUGAGAGAUUAGCUCGAGGCGACCGGGCUGUUUGGUUGGUGGACAGACUUGGUGAGGAAGUCCGUGAGGGACAUAUCCUACCACUGGAAACCCCGCAGGCGUUGGUUCACAAGCGAGGCAAAUCUAGCGUGAGCUACGGGGAAGUUCCGAGCUAUCAGAUGCAUGACCCGCUGGGGCUGCUUCGAUGGCAAGACAGCAUGCGGACUCGUGGCUGGAUUGCUCUACAGAUAAUGGGAAGUUUCGGCGUAGUUGGAGGGAUUGCGUUCUGGGUUGUCAAGUCUUGGGGAUUGACUGCUACUAUCAAUGAGUGGGCGCAAUGCUGGCAUAUGUCGUUGUUUGGGCAUGAUUGAUGAGAGGAAGAAAAAAUGACGGACUAUGAUGGAAGGACCCGGCGUACCUACCGAGGCAGGGUAGCGACGCCAUCAUAUGCGCAGUCCAUACGGCGAGCUGGCGUAACCAUGUAUGUAGAGAGCAGGUUGCGGACGAUAGGUGGACACGACCGUGGUAGGAUAUCCCGAUGCCGCUUCUCUCAGCCUGAGUACUCAGCUAGAUAGGCGACCUUUACUCCAUACUCCAUACAA